GAGCUGGAAAAGUGAAGGUAUUCGUGCGGUGCGUGUCAAUGAGAGCCUGCUGCAACCUCUUGAUGUGAAGAUCGACCCCGAAAUCCAGCACAUCUGAAAGCAGGAGAGAGAGCAAAUGAAGAGCCUCAAUAAUCAGUUUGCCUCUUUGAUUGACAAGGUACAGCAUCUGGAGCAGCAGAACAGAGUCUUGGCCACCAAAUGGGACCUACUCCAAAAGCAGUUCCUGCCAUCCCAGGAGAACAUCAAGCAUGUCUUCAACAACUUCAUUUGCAGCCUGCAGAGGCGGCUGCACUCGCUGCUGCACGAGAGGGGACAGAUGGAGCCUGAGCUGAACGACACGGAGAAGCUCGUUGAAGAGUUCAGAUGCAAAUACAAGCAGGAAGUGAACAGACACACAGCUGCCGAGAACGAGUUUGUGUUACUGAAGAAGGAUGUGGACUGUGUCUAUCUGGCCAAGGCAAAGCUGGAAGCAAAGAUGGAAACACUAAAGCAGGAGAUAGAGUUCCAGAAAUGUGUUUCUGCUCAGGAAAUCGCUGAGCUGGAGAGAACUACCCAUGACACCUCUGUCGUCGUGAAAAUGGACAACAGCCGAGGCCUGGAGAUGGAGAGCAUCCUCAGGAGCGUUGAGUGCUGGUAUGAGGACAUGGCUAAGAAAAGCAAGGCAGAGCUGGAUGCGUUGUGCAGAACUAGGUAUCAAGAGCUUGAGGAGGCAAAGGGGAGACGUUGCAGCGAACUGAAGUCCCACCAGCAAGAGAUUGAAGAGCUGAGUUCUGUGAUCCAAAGAAGGCAGUGUGACCUUGCAAAUAUGAAGAAGCAGAUGUCCUCUCUGCAAACAUCAGUUUGUGAUACUGAGCAGCGUGGGGACUGUGCCCUCAAAGAUGCCCGGGAGAAGCACGUUGAGCUGCAGAAUGCCCUCCAGAAGGCCAAGGAUGAGCUGGCUUGCAUGCUGCGGGAUUACCAGGAGCUGCUGAACGUCAAACUGGCACUGGAUAUUGAGAUUGCAACAUAUAAGACUCUACUGGAGGGUGAAGAGAGCAGGUAG
Molecule: messenger RNA, 1042 nt
Organism: Balearica regulorum gibbericeps (East African grey crowned-crane)
Lineage: Eukaryota; Metazoa; Chordata; Aves; Gruiformes; Gruidae
Product: keratin, type II cytoskeletal 8-like
Biological process (GO): keratinization; intermediate filament organization
Cellular component (GO): keratin filament
Molecular function (GO): structural constituent of skin epidermis
Source: RefSeq, a predicted model, not a curated record